Molecule: messenger RNA, 1410 nt
Organism: Engraulis encrasicolus (European anchovy)
Lineage: Eukaryota; Metazoa; Chordata; Actinopteri; Clupeiformes; Engraulidae
Exons: 5
Coding region: 198-917 (239 amino acids)
Source: RefSeq, a predicted model, not a curated record
GUGAAAGUGAUGUAUGCACAGGGGAUUAUCGCUCUGUUUCCAUAUCUUGAAGACCCAUACUCACAGAAUGGCUAUUUGGUGGGCCAGGCCAUGGACGUACUACACCCUUUACUGCCGAAGUCCUGACUGAUGAGGAAGUGGAAUCCGCUAUCGCUGUGUUGAGACAUUCUGCUGAUGAGGAAACCAUCCGUGAAAAAAUGAAAACCACCUUCAGUUACCGCCAAGCAAUGGUCAAUGACCAUGACAAAUCUGCAGAGGUCUUCUCAGUUUUUCCACGGUUCCUGGACACACCAGGACUGGUAGAGCAGGAUUUCAGACUGAUGUUUGGCGAGCAGACUGCCAAUAAAUUCCUGGAGAGAUGGCCUACCACUUUCAGGGCAAGAGUCAUUAAGGAAAGCCAUGGACUGGUCCCCUCCACAGACCUUCUUGAUUUGAUGCACAAUGCUGAGACAUCCACUGAAGUUGAAAAUGGCUGGGACAGUGAUACGUCUGCCAUCAUACUGCUGCUACAUCUGCUACCGCCAUCCGCACAGGGACGCAAGAAGCCAGGGAAGAUAUCAGCAUCUAAUGCAGUGGAUCACCUCAUCAAAUUCCAAAAGACGGGAACAAGCCUGCAGCAGCAUCUAGACAACAUCACUGAAAGCCGUCAGCCCUACCUCCUUGCACAGGGACCCACAAAAAGCAGCAUUCACUCCUUCUUCAUUGCCAUCGACAAGCACGCACUUCCAUGCCAAGGCACCACCUCAGUCGGAGCCCUGGAUGAACUCUUCAAGGCCCACUUUGUCUUUGGUACAUCUUACAGUCCUGCCUUGAACAACUUUUUCACUUUUCUCCAAACUUCCAUUUACAACAUUGAUGUAGGGAAAACUAAGGAAACGCCAAGAAUUGCAGAGUUACGAGCUAGAAUGGUGCGUUAGACUCAAUUAAAGGAUAACUUAAGCCACUAUCAACAUGCAGCUGUAAUGCUCACACUACCCUGGACUUGUCAGUACCUGAGAUUUUUUUCCAGCCUUUUCUGAGAUCCUGGUCAUUGUAAUGGGGGCAGGUGUUUGUUUACAUAAAAAAAAAACAUCUUGAUUUAUUCCCAAAAACAUUAAAAAGGUUAUGCAACAUCAGCAGACAACUAGCAAACAGUGGUACCUCUUGAGAAAAUAUUUGUAGUAGGCCUAUGUCAAGAAUUUUUAAAAAGUAAACAAAAGCUGCCCCCAUUACAAUAGCUCAGCUCUCUGAAAGAAAAAAAUUGGCAUCACCGGGUUCUGACAAGUCAAGGGUAGCGUGAGCAAUGCAACAGCUUAUUGAAAUUGACUGAAGUGGUCCUUUAAAGUGACACUGUCCCAUUUUUGGAAAAAGCUUAUUUUACACCUCCCCUUGGUUUUACCGGUCUCCUAUUCUUCCAACCGUUCUCGGGUU